Messenger RNA from Pezoporus occidentalis (night parrot), 2128 nucleotides. It is a transcript of the gene SCTR, whose product is annotated as secretin receptor. Gene Ontology annotation, molecular function: secretin receptor activity; peptide hormone binding; G protein-coupled peptide receptor activity. Gene Ontology annotation, cellular component: plasma membrane. NCBI's taxonomy places the organism in Eukaryota, Metazoa, Chordata, Aves, Psittaciformes, Psittacidae. The record is from RefSeq and is a predicted model, not a curated record. Gene Ontology annotation, biological process: cell surface receptor signaling pathway; adenylate cyclase-modulating G protein-coupled receptor signaling pathway. The transcript has 13 exons. Bases 669 to 2021 code for a protein of 450 amino acids.
UCUUCAGCUCCAACAGCUCUGCUUGCCUGGGCUUUGUGAAAGGCGCAGGUAGCCAGCUCACCUGCAGCAGGCUCUGCCCACCUCCUCAUUUCUGGCUCUCAGGGAUGUGUGCUCACUGUGGGAGGCAUGUGCAGUGCUGUUGAGAGCAGAAGCAGUGCAGACAGCCUUAAUCACAUUCCUCCAACUCUGUUUCUCAGCAGGGCACUUAUUCCAGGGCUGUAUUUCCUCUUGAUUUAUUAUCUCUGCCAUUGUGGGGCUGACAUCUUACAUGGGUGUCCUGCUCGGUCCCUUAUCAUGGGAGCAUGAGGAAUGGCCAUUCCCCAGCAACACCCGUCGAUAACAGUGAAUAAUAGCCAGGAAGGGAGGAAGGCGAUAGUAGGGACAUGCUCAACAGAGGUGCUGUUAUUCUUGGGACAGGAGGCUUCUGCAGAGGAGGAGAGUUUGGGGGGGGGGGGGGGGAACAGGGAAGGGUGCUGUCACUGCUGAUGCUCUCUAGGGCUCAGCAGCUGGAGAGAAACAUUGGCUAAGGAUGGUCAGAGCCGGGACAUUAAAAAAGGAAGGAGGGAAAGGGAUGAAGUGAAAGAAGCUAGGAGCCACGCUGCAGAGCAUACAGACAGCCCAGUGUCCUCUGGUGUGUGAGGGAUGAAGGAAACAAUCUGUGAUUGACGAUGUGGACCAUCUGGGUGAUCAUCUUCUGGAUUUCAGCUGUCCUGAUCAGAGCUGUCCCACCUGUCUGUGACCUCCUGAGUGUCCUGAAAAGAGAGGAAGAAAACUGUGCUAAGACUCUCUCCCUGGAGGCAAAGAACACAACGACAGAAAAUGAUCUGCUCCUGAGCUCAGUUAGAUGUGCCGGAAUGUGGGAUAAUAUGAGCUGCUGGCCUUCAUCCGCUGUGGGACAGACUGUCAAUGCUCAGUGCCCUGAAUUCUUCCAGAUGCUGACUGGGAAAAAAGGUUUUGUCUAUCGAAACUGUACAAGUGAAGGUUGGUCUGACCCAUACCCAAGACCUGAUAUUGCUUGUGGCUACAAUGUCAAUGACACAACGAAUGAGGCAAGACGCUCCUAUUUCAUGACUCUGAAGACCAUGUACACCAUUGGAUACUGCACCUCCCUCGUGACACUGAUGAUAGCCUUAGCGGUCCUGAUCUCUUUUAGAAGACUUCGCUGUACGAGGAACUAUAUCCACAUGCACCUCUUCACAUCAUUCAUUUUGCGAGCCUCAUCCAACUUCAUCAAGGAUGCCGUUUUGUUUUCUUCUGAAGACAUAAAUUACUGUGGAGCAUACAUGGUUGGGUGUAAGUUCACCAUGGUCUUCUUUCAGUACUGCAUCAUGUCUAACUACAGCUGGCUCCUCGUGGAGGGACUGUACCUCCACACUCUCCUGGUUAUUUCCUUCUUCUCAGAAAGGAAGUUCCUCUGGUGGUUCAUCGCUCUCGGAUGGGGUGCCCCAUCUGUAUUUGUGGUUGCGUGGGCAACUGCUAGGCAACUCCAUGAAAAUAUUGGGUGUUGGGACAUCAACACUAAUGCCAAUACCUGGUGGAUCAUUAGAGGCCCUGUAGUUUUGUCUAUUUUUAUUAAUUUCAUUCUUUUUGUCAACAUUUUAAGAAUCUUGAUGAGGAAGCUCAGCUCACCUGAAGGACAGAGCAGUGAUUUCAGCCAAUACAAGAGGCUUGCAAAGUCAACACUCCUCCUCAUCCCUCUCUUCGGGGUCCACUACAUAAUCUUUGCCUUUUUCCCUGAAGAUGCAAGCAGUGGCACAAUGGAAAUUCAGCUGUUUUUUGAAUUGGCUCUUGGAUCAUUCCAGGGCUUUGUUGUGGCUGUACUUUAUUGUUUUCUUAAUGGUGAGGUUCAGCUGGAAGUUCAGAGAAAAUGGAGACAGUGGCACUUAAGCAAACACUUGCGUCGGCAUCUCAGCACCUCAGCAAGUAACGGAGGAAGUGGCUUAACUCAAGAGAUGCAGAUGGUGAGGUCGAGCCCACCAGGGCACAGGAGAGCAACACUCCAAAGAUCAAGCAUGAUUUAACACUGUAUGCCUGGAGGAUACCCCCAUGCUCAGAUACACAUGGCUAAGUCCCAUGGACUGUACUGGGAGUCUUGUGUAUGUAUCCAAAAGUGGGACUUAGAAGGGAA